CAGUGUAAGAUAUUUGCUGAAACUGAAACUCUGUUCAACUAAUGAUGACCGAGCGCUUCGUAAACAGGCAAAAAUCCGAGUAGUUUCUUAAUAUUUCACAUGAGCAACAUAUUUUAUUUUAAAAUUUAUUUCGUUUUACACUAAACCUUCUUCUUCUGCAGAUUCAGUGUAAGUUACUUUAACACACGCUGCCUGAUCGUGUCUACUUUCCGUUGGAUUUACAUGGAGCUGCUAAUGCUAACACACAGCGCUCCUAGUCAACACGUCUGACGUCUUUUAUUAACCCAACGUUUUUAGCUUAAAGCACUUGGGUUGUGCCAGUUCUAGUAUCUCAGCACACCCAAGUAUUUACAGAAAUUAUCAGCUGCUUUAAAAGCUGCAUCUCUCUGUAUGUUCAUUGUUAAGUUUAGUGGUGCAGUUGCUGGAACAUUCUUAUAGUUUAUUUGAUAAAUAUAUUAAAGUCUAAUGUUUAACGUCAUGCGUUUUAUAUCUUUACAGUAAGUGCUCUUAGUUUAUCGCUUUAUUGUCAGUCUCUUGGUUGCUAAGUGAAUUUUGUAAAACCUUUGACAAGUUGCAUAUGGUUCCAGUUAAAAUUAAGUAAUAUACCUCACUGAGACCAAACUUGGUUGUGCCAAUGUUUUGAGACCUCUAUGGUUGCAGGAAUGAGCUCUUCUCACUGUCAAAGGAAUCCUCACAGGACCCUUCGCACCAUUUUGGAAGUUCCUUCAGAACUUAAACCUGUUUCAGGUGACAAAGCUUCCAUCUUGCAUAGUAAAGGAACCACUGUGUCUCAAGAGCUGAAUUCUGCAGAAUCACAUAGACCGAGAACAACCAAGGAGGAGAAACAAAAUGCUCUUCCUGACUUGUCAGCUUGUUUACAGAAAUCAAGACAUCAACUAAUUGGACCGGUGUUUUUAAAGUUACAUGAACUUGAGCUGAUGGUACCUCAAAAAAGGACCACCCCCAAAUGUCGAUCAGAGACAUCAAAUAUAUCUCGUAAGGGAAGAAAAAAGAAAGUCUUUCAACCCAGUGAGAAAGUAGUAGCUGGUAGGAAAGCUUGUUCAGACAGACUGGACCAUUCUCAACAUAAUUCUUGCCCAGAACAACACUUGCGCUCUCAAAAAACUAAAGGGACACGUUAUCGACACUAUAUAAAAAUUCAAAACAGUCAGACCCCCUCUGAUGUUUCUACAGCGCUUCACACAUGUACUACAGCUCCUCUUCUCGACAAGGAGAUCUCCUUCUGCCACACUAACAGUGAUUGUAAGUUUAUACCACGCCCCCCGAAACGGGGCAGGCCCCGGACCAGCCCUCUCUUCAGCUCCACACCGACCUCAGACUUCCAACCUCUAUCUCCAAAAAGAGCUAAGAAUAGUUUCACACAACAUCGUCAUCAGAAUGCCAAUGAGUCCAGUGGAGUAAAGACGCCUCCUACAGACGUUACACCGUCUAGACCUCAGAGGCUUGUGGUAACAGGGAGGCCAAGAGAUCGCAAGAAAAAGAACAUGGAGGAACAGCUCAUUGUCUCUCCAUCAGUGAAACAAAGCAGGAAGAGUGCAAAAUCUGAUCUAGAAUCUCCUCAGGAAGAGCCAGCUGUGGAGCCCCCUUCUCCAAAUGAAGCUCACAUUACAAACCAGAUGCCAGAGCCACAGGAAUCAGCGCUUCACACAUGUACUACAGCUCCUCUUCUCGACAAGGAGAUCUCCUUCUGCCACACUAACGGUGAUUGUAGGUUUAUACCACGCACCCCGAAACGGGGCAGGCCCCGGACAAGGCCUCUCUUCAGCUCCACACCGACCUCAGACUUCCAACCUCUAUCUCCAAAAAGAGCUAAGAAUAGUUUCACACAACAUCGUCACCAGAAUGCCAAUGAGUCCAGUGGAGUAAAGACGCCUCCUACAGACGUUACACCGUCUAGACCUCAGAGGCUUGUGGUAACAGGGAGGCCAAGAGAUCGCAAGAAAAAGAACAUGGAGGAACAGCUCAUUGUCUCUCCAUCAGUGAAACAAAGCAGGAAGAGUGCAAAAUCUGAUCUAGAAUCUCCUCAGGAAGAGCCAGCUGUGGAGCCCCCUUCUCCAAAUGAAGCUCACAUUACAAACCAGAUGCCAGAGCCACAGGAAUCAGAUCAAAACAUGUCCUCUGACCUCUGCAUUGAGCUCAGUCUACAAGAGAAGCCUCAUUCUCUUAACCACUCUCUCCUCGUGGAGGAAGAUGACCUAGAUGAUGAUGAUGAGGAGCUGCCCAGCUUUUUGCAACAGGACAAUAAAAAGCCUUUGUCAAUCUCAGAGGGACUUUGCGUGUGGUGCAAACUGAGGAAAUAUCCCUACUGGCCUGCAGUGGUUAAAAGUGUGAAUCGCAAGAACAAAAAAGCCAGCAUUGUAUUUAUUGAUUGUUACCUAAUCGACCAGAAGAGAAUUAGGAAAGGGUUUUCUGUUUCCCUGCGAAAAUUAAAGCCUUUUGAUUGUGAAGAACGUGAAUCUUUGGUGGACAUUGCAAAAGAGAAGUAUGGCAAUGCUAUCACCUGGUCUCUGGAACUGAUUUCAGACUAUAGGAUCUGCAUUGGAUGUCGAUCCUUCUCUGGCUCCUUCAUCGAAUACUGCAGUGCUGAUAUCAGUUGUCCAGUGCGGAGGAGGUACUCCGAAGGGAAAUCUGUGCUCACCUUCCCCACUCAGGAGAUUCUGGGCGAGCAGUGUGACAGCUCUGAUAAUAACAUGGAGGGCAUCAUCAUGGAAGAGCAAGAUGAGCUUUUCUCCAAGAAAGUGCUGCCCGACCGAUCCAAGGCUGCACGCAACCAUGCCAACAAGCAGUUGGUUCACUUCAUUAUCAGCCAAAAAGUUGAAAACCGCUUAUUGGCAGUCAUUAGCGGUCGUGAGUCCUCUAAAUGGAUGCAAGCCCUCCAGAAGCCUUCUCGCCCAGUGGUUAAUAUCUACCUGGAAGAUGAGGAGCAGGUUGAAAAGGUUUACCGCUACCUGAGCACAGUCUGUGAUAGUGCCCCUCAAAUAAUCACCUGUCUAGAAAACAUCCAGGCUGAACGGAUCAGCCUUAUUCUGGAUGUGCUUCUGCCCGAGGCCAUAAUCUAUGCCAUUGCUGGAGUCCAUAAGCUUUCCCUGGAGAAGGCAGAGGAGAAGUAUCGCAGAGGGCCGUGCUUUAGUAACAGAGAAAGACAGGAGUUUGACAUGAUGAUUGAACAGCAGAUGAAGCUCAAGGAAAUUACCCGGCAUCAUGUGCAGUGACGGCCCCUCUAUUUUAAAAAAAAAUUAUAUUUUUAUGAAAAUGAAUGUUUUCUUCAAUAUAUUGUCUUCCUAAUCAUAGUAUAUAAGAAAAUUAAUUGAAUGAUGGUUGAACUGAAUGAUUGUUCAUGGCUAAAAAUAUUUUGCUGUUGAUUGUUAAUUAAUCAGAUAUUAAAUGUUUUUAUAUCAAAUCUCUGAGACUUUGUGAGCUGAAUGGUAAAUCUAUGAUGCUGAAGUCAGCAAAAUAUGAUGCUUUUAAUGUGUGCUGUGUAUUAUAAGUAAAUGCCUUGUGCCCAUACAUGAAUACAUAGUUUAAAAAAUUAUGUGAUAUUCCUCAUAUUAACUAAAACAUAUGUGUUUAUUUGUUUUGAAAAUGGUGUGCUAAAGUGUGUCUUUGGGUGUUUGGAACUGUAACUGAACCCUGUCGAUCUGCAUUCACCAGAGGUGGGAACAAGUCACAAGCAAGUCUCGAGUCGAGACAGGCAAGUUCAUGUCCAGUUUCAAGUCCUCCACUUUAAGAUUCAAGCCUUAAACAAGUCAUUAGUGCUUUUUGACCAAAUGAGUGUCUCUGUAUUAUUUACCAUAUCAAAUUUAUAUCAGGAAUGCAGGUAGAAUAUGUUUGACAUAGCAGUUCAAUUUAAGCAUUAAAAUUUUUACGUUUUUUAAGGUAUUGUGCCAAAAUAGGACAAGCAGUGAAAAUAAAUAUAAAAUAUAUUUUAAUAAAUAUAUUUUAUAUGAUGAGUUGUAUUUGUAGGGGUUAUUAUAACUAUUUUUUUUAACACCAAACCCAUGUUCUGUGCAUAGAAGCUUUUUCUCCACCAAUGUACAAGACGCUGUUGCAUUUUACGGCAACUGAAUUCUGGUCUAAUGUACAUAAAAGUUGUAU
Molecule: messenger RNA, 4116 nt
Organism: Carassius auratus (goldfish)
Lineage: Eukaryota; Metazoa; Chordata; Actinopteri; Cypriniformes; Cyprinidae
Product: proteoglycan 4-like
Exons: 14
Coding region: 651-3233 (860 amino acids)
Source: RefSeq, a predicted model, not a curated record